Ilex paraguariensis (yerba mate) is the source of this 1011-nucleotide messenger RNA. The record is from the annotation of a GenBank genome assembly. NCBI's taxonomy places the organism in Eukaryota, Viridiplantae, Streptophyta, Magnoliopsida, Aquifoliales, Aquifoliaceae.
AUGGCCGAGUCCACCCUCGAGUCCUAUCCCCCGUUGUUCCGCCAAACAAGCAACACAAACCUCGGCGUUGACUCCGAUGAGCCAACCAAACAAGUCCCAGACUCAGACCCUCUUCCGGUAAUAGAUCUACAAUGCAUAAACCAAGCAAAGUUGAGUGAAGCUUGUAGAGAUUGGGGCAUGUUCCGUUUGGUCAACCAUGGAAUCCCAACAACUCUCUUGAGCCGGCUCCAUGAACAUGCCCGGAAACUCUUUUCUUUCACGUUUGAAUCCAAACAAGCCCUAUUCACCAGGCCUAUGGCCUACUCUUGGGGCACCCCUGCCCUUACACCAUCUGGGGAAGUCAUAGAAAAAGGUCUCAAUCUCAAUGUCCAAAACCUUAACUGGAUGGAAGGUUUUUUUGCACCUUUGGGUCAGCUAUCGCAGCUUCAAACUCAGGAUCCAAUGCUUGAUUAUUUCAGACUUUUGCUAGAAGAAUAUGGAAUCCACCAGUUUAGGCUUGCUACAACAAUUUUCGAAGCCAUGGCAGAAGACCUCAAACUGUGUCUAAAACAGUCCAAGUCUUAUCUGUCGCCGACGACCGGAAUGUUACGAGCCUACCGCUACCCACGUUGCCCUGAGGCUCUUGACCAAGCAUGCGGCUUAGACGUGCACACAGACAGCUCGGUACUGUCCAUACUGAACCAAGACGAGGGAGGUCUACAAAUUUAUAAAGAUGGUGAUUGGAUUGAUGUGAAACCUAUUCCAAACACACUAGUCAUCAAUCUUGGAGAUAUGAUGCAGGCGAUAAGUAAUGACAAGUACCUGAGUGCGAAACACAGAGUGAAGGUCAACAAACACAAGGAGAGGAUCUCGAUAUGCUACUUUGUGUUCCCGGAGGAAGACACUGUGAUUAAAAGCUCAAAGUACAAGCCAUUCACAUAUGCUGAUUUCCGAGCAGAAGUGCAACAGGACCUCAAGACCGUCGGGUUCAAGGUUGGGCUCCAAAGAUUCAGACUCACUAAGGCCUGUUAG